This is a messenger RNA of Mucor velutinosus, 834 nucleotides long. RefSeq lists its product as uncharacterized. Gene Ontology annotation, biological process: ubiquinone biosynthetic process. Gene Ontology annotation, cellular component: mitochondrial inner membrane; mitochondrion. The coding region runs from base 1 to 834 and encodes 277 amino acids. The transcript is spliced from 3 exons. NCBI's taxonomy places the organism in Eukaryota, Fungi, Mucoromycota, Mucoromycetes, Mucorales, Mucoraceae. The record is from RefSeq and is a predicted model, not a curated record.
AUGCAACGUUCAACUCGUCCGCUCACAAUACUCAAGAAACAGUGCUUGCAAGCAUCCAAUAUCCGUGUAUUUUCUCGUGCAUUGGCAACGGCAGGAACAGCAGAGCAUGACUGUCGCACUCCUUCUCCUGCAGGCAAGAAGUUGUACGAGACACACAUCCCCAUCUCCAAGAUUGAACGAACUGUAUUGACAGCUGCUUCUGCUGUGGCAGCAUUGAAUAAUCCGUUGCGUGGUGAUAUGAUUGCCACCUUGGGAGAAGCUACUGGCCGUGUCUUUUUGGCUCGCAUGAGAGACCAGAUGCUGGCAUCCGAUGUAGGCAGACGCAUUCUACGUGAACGUCCUAUCAUCAACACAAAAACUCUCGAUUUUGAAGCAUUGAAAAAGACGUGUGCACCAGGUACUUUUGGACAGACGUAUAUCAGCUGGUUGGAAGCAGAGGGCGUGACACCAGACACGCGCUGUGAUGUCAAGUACGUGGAUGAUGAGGAACUGGCUUAUGUGAUUAAGCGCUAUCGUGAAAUCCAUGACUUCUUCCAUACACUCACUGGUUUGGGUGUCACUGUAGAGGAGGAGAUUGCUCUCAAGUGGUUUGAAUGGGCUCAGACGGGCCUUCCCAUGACAAUGCUGGCAUCUGUGUUUGGUCCCUUGAGAAUGACUUGGCCUGAACGAAAGCGACUGUAUGCUGGCUAUGUGCCUUGGGCUUUGCAAUGUGGUGCAUCUUGCACUCCUCUGAUGAAUGUCUAUUUUGAAGAGCACUUUCAUACACCUUUGGAUGAAUUUCGUAAGCAAUUAGGUAUCACACUGCCCCCACAGUAUCCAAUUCAUGACAAAUAA